This is a messenger RNA of Rangifer tarandus platyrhynchus (Svalbard reindeer), 342 nucleotides long. NCBI's taxonomy places the organism in Eukaryota, Metazoa, Chordata, Mammalia, Artiodactyla, Cervidae. The record is from the annotation of a GenBank genome assembly.
AUGCCUCAGUCACCGCCGCAUAGCUGGCGCCAACCUCUGCUUGGGCGAGGAGGUCAAGGGCCUGUCCGCAGAGUGCUCGCCGCUGCCACCUGGCCCGCCAAGGACUCUAAGCCCAAGGACCUGUCUGACACCAGCUGGAUACAGACGCCCUCCUCCAUGAAAUCCUUCGACUUGAGCGACUCUGGGAUUUACGGGCAGGCCAAAAGGAGGCAGAUCGUGCCCACCAACAUGCCCGUGUCCGAGACCUCAUCCCCACUCAAGAGCGAGGUGCUGGCUCAGUGGGACUGCGAGAACUGUGCCAAGGACACAGGCGACUACUAUGGCUUCUACUCGCACAGCUAG